Messenger RNA from Cloeon dipterum, 3088 nucleotides. It is a transcript of the gene stmA, whose product is annotated as Protein EFR3 homolog stmA. The transcript has 13 exons. Gene Ontology annotation, biological process: protein localization to plasma membrane. The record is from RefSeq and is a predicted model, not a curated record. The coding region runs from base 426 to 2975 and encodes 849 amino acids. Gene Ontology annotation, cellular component: plasma membrane. Lineage: Eukaryota; Metazoa; Arthropoda; Insecta; Ephemeroptera; Baetidae.
AUUCGGCUACCCUUGACCUAUAUUCAAGUUAACGCAGCGUGCCGCCCUCACAAUUCAAUCGAGGAAGCACUCUAGCUAAUAAAUUUAAUAAAAGCAAAAUCGCGGCACGGCCCAAUAUCGUCGGCUGCACGUAAAUAAUAAAAACAGAGGCGCACGCGAUUAAGUGGCUAUUUGGCUAAUUCGGGCGUCACGCGCUUUCACCGUUGAUUGUUGGAUCAAAAUGCAAAUUGCCAGUCACAAACUACCACGGAGGGUGUCCCAAAUCUUGCGCAGGGCGAAAAAAUCGAUGGGGACGGAGGGCGCGAAAAGGCGCAUGACAGACCCGAGCAAAGCGACCCAGUGCUCGCCUCAUCCUCAGCGAAGCCGUAAGCAGUGAGCGGUGCGGGCGGGCAGGCGAGUGAGUGAGCCAGCGCCGCACUCCAACCAUGGAUAUGUCUUGGGAGUUUUUGAAAUGCUGUUUUGACUCAGACCUGCCCGAAUUGUUCGAGUCCGCCGUGAACAAGUGCACGGAUCCUAGUUGUUGCUGUGGUUGCUGCUCCGCCCUCCGACCGCGUUACAAGCGCCUCGUGGAUAACAUUUUCCCUGUUGAUGCGCAGGAUGGAUUGGUCAAAAAUAACAUGGACAAGCUCACUUACUACGCUCUGGCGUCGCCGGAGAAGCUGGACCGAAUCGGCGAGUACCUUCUGCAGAGGGCUCGACGCGAUGUCUACCGGCGCAGAUAUGGCUUUGCGACGAUCGCCAUGGAGGCGAUGGACACGCUUCUUUCUGCCUGCCACGGUCAGACCAUCAACCUGUUCGUUGAAAGCUACCUGAAGAUGGUGCAGAACCUUCUUGAGUCAUCCGAGCACAAUCUGCAAGUUCUUGCCACACAAUCUUUUGUCAAGUUUGCGAACAUUGAAGAAGACACGCCUUCUUACCACAGAAGAUACGAUUUCUUUGUUUCUAAGUUUUCGUCCAUGUGCCACUUCAUGAAUGACAGUGAGGAACUGCAGAGCAAUAUCAGACUGGCCGGCAUUAAAGGGCUUCAAGGAGUUGUGAGAAAAACCGUGGCUGAUGAUUUGGUAGAAAAUAUCUGGGCGCCAGACCACAUGAAUAAGAUUGUUCCUUCAUUAUUGUACAACAUGCAAGAUUUACCAUCUCUAAAGAAAGGUCACCAUGUUCAAGAGGAAAAUCAAGAGGAGAGAAUUGACCCUCCUGCACUGGCUGAAACUUGCAUGCGAGAACUUGUUGGCAGAGCAUCCUUUGGACAGAUCAGGUGUGUUGUGAAACCUGUUUUGCAACACAUCGACAACCACAAUUUAUGGCUGUCAAACCAGUUUGCAAUCCACACUUUUAAGGUCAUCAUGUUUUCAAUUCAGGCUCAGCACUCAUAUGCUGUUGUGGAGACAUUGAUGGCGCAUUUGGAUGAAAAUUCCAAAGCAUCUCCUAAGAUCAGGACAAGCGUUGCUGACGUGCUAUCGAAAAUAAUUGCAAUCGCUGCUGGAGAGAGUAUUGGUCCUUCCGUUCUGGAAAUAAUUAACUCACUGUUGACGCACUUAAGACACUCAGUCAUGACUGAAAUCCCACAAGAGCAGAGGAGGGACGAGAAAAUGUACCAAGAGGCGUUGAUCAAUGCUCUAGGUGAAUUCGCCAACCACCUGCCAGACUAUCAGAAGAUCGAGAUAAUGAAGUUCAUAAUGAGCAAAGUACCUCAAUUCACGGACAACGUCAAAAAGGGUACCAACGUUGCACAUGCCUUGUUGCAAAACAUUCUCCUCAAGUCCUUACUCAAGGUCGGAACAAAAUACCGCACUGUCCAAUUUUCAACAACAUUCCCGAUGUCCUUCUUGGAACCACUGCUGAGGAUGUCUGUUGCGCCUGACGGUGACAUGAGACUCCUGGUCCAGAGGAUCCUGCACACACUCAUUGAUAGACACCACAACAUAGAAAAACUUCAGAAUCCAAGUGUUGAUGUUGCAGGAAUUGGGUUGGAACUUGAAAAGUGUUGCCAGCCGGACGAAAUUUUUGUUCGAAAGCAUGGGCAAGAAAUUUGUUCAUAUCUUGGCCAAAGCCUUGAGGAGCCAAGCAACACAAUUGAGCACAUAUCCGCGAUCUACUCAACCUUGGCCCUUUAUUGCGUUGAAAUCAACUGCAAGGAAAAUAUGAUGGAUAUUUUGAGGCUUUUGAAAAGUGUACAGGACACGGCCAUAACCAACACUCAACUGAGCACAGUUCAGCGGUGCAGCCUGCAUGCAGUAGUAGCUAGUCUUCUUACACUCAUGCCCUUUGUCAUGGGCGUCGCCCCCCUACAGGAAUAUGCUAAUCAGAUCAUCACCUUGAGACGACAAAAAGCACCUCACAUGCUGCCCCCGUUGCGAAGCAGAAUUGAGGUUCCAGGAAACAACUCUCCUGGACAGAUGCCAGCAGAAAUGGGCAUUGACCUCGCAGUCAUCAUUGACGUGCUUAGGUCUGCGGGUUAUGACGUUACCAGACUGCAGGCACCGUUUGACGCUGGCGGCCACAGGAAUUCAUGGGUAGACUCCACCAAUGGCAGAGGCAGUGUCGGGGACCUCAACAUGACGGUUGACGACGACAGCCCUGCUUCCUCUCCUGGAAUUAUUAGAAAACCUAUUGACCCCCAAUUAACUGUGGAGGCACUGAAAAAGAUGCUAAAUGAGCCAGCGAGCAUCAGGAAGCAAGAGGAGGAGCAAUACAGACAGCAACUGUGCAUGGCUUACAGAAUGGAACCAUUCCAGGAGCUGGUCUCAAGAAACCAAACGAAAACGGACACGCUUCAAAACACCUUGAACGAUAUCUUCAGUAUGCUGGUUAGUGACGUGCAGCGUCCACCUCACACGCCAAACCUGUCCAUCAGCAGGCAGACCACGAAAAAUUCAACCGACAGCUUUGCAGAUUUAUCAAAUAGUACAUCAGCCUCGGCUGUGGAUCAGCCUCCAUCAUAUGAAAUACUGUUUCCACAACUCUUCCAUAUCUAAUAUUGUAAGAUAAACUGUUACUAAUGUAUCCAAAGUUUAAUGUAUAUAUAUUAUUGGUUGUCGAGACCAAUGGUUCAAAGUGAAUGGCAAUAAAAUUAAAGAGGAGCACGUAA